AAAGCGAGCCGGGAGGCGCUGCGCCCGCUUCUAGUAAUUUCCAGGCGCUGCCGGGCGGCUGGGGCCGGGGCCGGGCGGGAGCCUGCAGCAGUGGAAUCCGAGACCAGAUGGCCAAGUGGGGCGAGGGUGACCCACGCUGGAUCGUGGAGGAGCGGGCAGACGCUACUAACGUCAAUAACUGGCACUGGACUGAGAGGGAUGCUUCAAACUGGUCCACUGAUAAGCUGAAAUCCCUGUUUUUGGCAAUCCAAGUACAAGGUGAAGAAGGCAUUUGUGAGGUGACAGAAGUGAGCAAGCUCGAUGGAGAGGCAUCAAUAAAUAAUCGAAAAGGCAAACUCAUCUUCUUCUAUGAAUGGACCAUCAAACUGAAUUGGACAGGUACUUCUAAGUCAGGAGUGAAAUACAAGGGACACGUGGAGAUCCCCAACUUGUCAGAUGAAAACGACGUCAGUGAAGUGGAGGUUAGUGUGAGUCUUGCCAAAGAUGAGCCUGACACAACCCUAUUGGCCUUAAUGAAGCAAGAAGGUGUGACAAAGAUCCGAGAUGCAGUGGAAACCUAUAUCAGGACUCUUAAAACAGAAUUCACGCAGGGCAUGAUCUUGCCUACUCUGAAUGGCGAGACAGUAGAUCCAGCCCCCCAGCCGCCAGUGAAAGCUGAGGAGUCCAAAGUAAAGCCUAGUAGUUUGGCAAGUCAGUCUAAAACCGUUGGUGUCAAGAUCCCUACGUGCAAGAUUGUUCUGAAGGACACUUUCCUAACAUCACCAGAGGAGCUCUUUAGGGUAUUUGUCACCCAGGAGAUGGUUCAGGCCUUCACCCAUGCGUCUGCAGUCUUAGAAGCAGACAAGGGAGGGAAGUUCCAGUUGCUGGAUGGCAAUGUCACCGGGGAGUUCUUAGACCUGGUCCCUGAAAAUAAGAUUGUGAUGAAGUGGAGGUUUAAGACUUGGCCUGAUGGACAUUUUGCUACCAUCACCUUGACCUUCAUUGACAAAGAUGGAGAGACAGAACUUCUCAUGGAGGGCAAAGGCAUCCCAUCACCAGAGGAGGAACGGACAAGACAGGGUUGGCAGCGGUACUAUUUUGAGAGCAUCAAACAGACCUUUGGCUAUGGCGCACGCUUAUUCUAAUGUUAAUGUCUACAGGGCCAUGGCCCACCCAGCAGCUCAGUCCAGCUCUCUACUGUCCUGCAGCUGUGACUGGCAGGAUUGCACCAUCCCAACCACUACUGUGGGGCCUAGGCCCCCUCCCCAUUCAUAUACCAUGGGUUCGUGCAUGUUUUCUGCUGGGCGGGAUCAGACAGUAAAUUCUCUUUUAUGUGUACAUACGCUAAAUAAACAUAACUUAAAAAAAUACGGAAGCAUUGUCUAAAUCUGAGUUUAGAACUGUGGAAUAGGCAGCAGGUUCUCUUUGGAUUUGGAAUUAAAGAAAGAUGGGAGGAGUUAUACCUACUGUCAAUUUAUUGUAAGGUUUAUUGUAAGGAUUAAAUGUAUAUGUUCCAUCAGUGAAAUAGUUUGGAGAACCUCCUGCUUCCCACAAGCCCAAUAAAAUUCAUCUGUCUCCUUAAUAGGGCUCUAGGGCACAAUAACUGAACACAAGAAGAAUCACAUGGUGCUAUAAAGGCUCAGAUUCCAAUAAAUGAUGUACUUAAAUUCAUGUGCUGAAGUUAGUGGCAAAAUUGGGCUUAACCCAUCCCUGGUUCAUAGUUCACUGGCCUUCCCACUAUAUACCAUUCUGUCUUGAUCUUAAUUCUAGGGGUUAUCAAAUCCUGAGUUCUUUCCCUCUCUGGUUCCAAAACAUUUGAUUGACAAUCCAAGGCAAGGUCCAUUUUCAGUGAAAUUACAAGUAAAACAUUUCUCCCCUCUUCCCUUCUCCACUUACUCCAUGGAAUGGAGGAGUGGGGAAUACUUAAAGGAUUUGAAUUUGUCAUUUGGAUUAUUCUCACCUCACUAGUUGAUUAAGCAUUGCUGGAAAUUUAAUCUCUUUGAAAGCAGCAACUGCAUUUUUGGUUUUUGUAUCCAAUAUUUGUGGUCUGAGGAGGGAAGUGGGAUUUUUCUCAUUUUUUAAAUUUUCUGGUUCUUGUCAAAUAAAGUACGUGGUACAUCGUAUUUAAAA
This is a messenger RNA of Antechinus flavipes (yellow-footed antechinus), 2109 nucleotides long. It is a transcript of the gene AHSA1, whose product is annotated as activator of HSP90 ATPase activity 1. The coding region runs from base 108 to 1124 and encodes 338 amino acids. Gene Ontology annotation, cellular component: cytosol. Gene Ontology annotation, molecular function: protein-folding chaperone binding; ATPase activator activity. The record is from RefSeq and is a predicted model, not a curated record. NCBI's taxonomy places the organism in Eukaryota, Metazoa, Chordata, Mammalia, Dasyuromorphia, Dasyuridae. Gene Ontology annotation, biological process: protein folding; positive regulation of ATP-dependent activity. The transcript has 9 exons.